GCUGCUAGUCUCGAACUGUCUGCAGCCAAACGUAUUCGCUCAAGAUGCUGGGGAAAGUGAAAGGAAGCAUUAUUGUCAUUUACAUGACCACUGGACUGCUGUACAUACUGCUCAGCAUAAAAACAUCCGCCAGCUACAUGAGGCCAAAACGCCAGAUGUGGCCCGUGGAUCAUCCAGCGAUCGUCCUCUAUAGACAGCACCCGAACGCCAUGCGAAAGUUCUACUGGUACAACACCAGGACCCCGAUCCUGGUGGGCAAAAUGCGCCUAAAAAACUACAUGCGCAACAUGCACAUGCUGCCCCGAUACGUGCCCUCACCUGUCCAGUUCCACGAGGCCUAUGCGAACUCGAAGAGGAGCAUCUUCAGGGACUUGAGCAAAGUCAAUGGGUUCAAGAGCACAUCCAUACCCACUGCUACUUCCACCGUGGAGUUCGUUGCGGCCCCGCUCAACACGAUUGAGUACAGUUCCCCUCCGGUAAACGCACCUAUUGGUUUCAGUGCAGCCCCUGUCAACGCCUUUGUGCCCCUCACGACGGGAACCCUUCCGGGCGCAGAACGCCUCAUUGGCGCUCCGAGUCAGUGGAACCACUCCGAAACCCACGUGUCCAACGACGGCUGGAAGAAGUGCCGCGAAAACUGCCUCCAGAUUCCGUUCCAGGAGUAUGCCAAGGACCAAUUCAGCUCGCAGAGCAUGACCAGUGACCUGCCGGUGACCACGACAACAACUUUGCCCUACUUCAACUACGUUGCGCACACCUACUUCACCCUUGACGACGUGAUUCUGCCCCACUCCGCAUCGAAACUCGCCAAAUCUCCAGCACAAGACCAGCAAUUUCGCCCAAGUCAUCAAGUACUCACAACGGAAAGGCCCCACGAGCUUUUCACCGAACGGAUUCAGCACAACACACCGCCUCCAACUACCACAACCACGACGACUGAAUUCAUUUUUCCAGGGAAAACCACUGCUUUGGACAUGGAGUACAGAUAUAGCACCCGACCAAGCUGGUUUAGCCCCACUACCUCCAGCACUACAACAACCGAAGCUGCGGCUUCUGAGGAUUCCCCGAUAUGGACAACUCCGCAACCCGUUCAGAACGUCUAUUCCACGGCGAGUGUUACGACAGGAUCCUAUAAGCAUAGACUUAAGUCCUUGAAAGCGACCAAAAACUUCUCUUCAAGCAUUGAAACUAAACUGAAACUUUUGAAGCUUCAUCUUAAAAACCUUGUUACAACUAGGGAAACGCCGAAGAACGUUCAGAAUCUAACGACUCCAGCUGUUCUUGACAACAACACCACUUUGGAAACGACUACAACAACAACUACGCCCACACCGCCAAGAAGAAGAACAAACGUCAAUAGAAAACUGAGAAAGCUGCGAGUUUUGGCAUCGACCAUAAAGGUUCCGGUGCAGAUUUCGAGAAAUUCUACAGAUUCCAGCAAAGCCAUGGGAGAAUUCAAAAAGAGUUUACCGAAAAGAAUUUACCAACGGCGCAAGCACUUGAACUCCACUGCAAUGCCAGAAGCCGCGAAAAACACAACAGCUGAUACCGAUAUCGAAUCGAUUAAAAAACUUAAGCGCCGAACAACAGCAAAACCCCGGAAAUCGACUAAGGUCGAUGACAAUGUUAUCGUUCGAAACUCAACGCAGGCGAUAAGUCAUACUUUGGCAAAAUCUCGCGCCGAUGGUUUAUCAGAAGAAAAACACGCUUUGGUCACAGAAUCGGCAAUUAUGACUAUUUCUAGUGGUACUUUAAAAAUGAGGCAGCCCCAUAUUAAGGCAAGGUCAAAGCCGCAAAGGUCCAGAAAAAUCUCGCACCUGGAAAACGAUAAUUUCAUACCGUCGUUGCCCAUUGAAGUGUAUUUUAAAAAAGUAAAUCAGCAGUAAAUUGAUAUAGUCUUCAAGUCA
Drosophila sechellia is the source of this 1907-nucleotide messenger RNA. Its product is annotated as cell wall protein DAN4. The coding region runs from base 45 to 1886 and encodes 613 amino acids. The record is from RefSeq and is a predicted model, not a curated record. NCBI's taxonomy places the organism in Eukaryota, Metazoa, Arthropoda, Insecta, Diptera, Drosophilidae. The transcript is spliced from 4 exons.